CAGCGGCCGCUGUACAUGGAGCUAAGGAGUGUGAUGACUCAGAUCCCCAGCAUCAAUCUGGAGGCUCUGGACCAGUACGACCAGCGGCUACUGGAGCCCACCUCCACCCAGAAGGUGGGAGAGAAGAAGAGGAAGGACCAGUUCAAGAAGCUCAUCACCGGCACCGUGGGGAAAGCUCUGGGCCAGCAGUUUAAAAAGGAGGUACAUAUCAGAAAUCUCCCAUCUCUCUUUAAGAAGCCCAAGCUGGAGAAAAGGGACAUUGUGGAGCCCAGUGAGACUGGAUCUCUAGCAGCUCUCUUCUCCCCAACACAGAACGACAUCUAGGAGAACAUAACAGCACAGMGAGCCUCUCAGACUGGACUAAYACACACACACACUUUCUACCCUCCCCAGUGGAAUUUUACUGCUGAAGGAUUGGCUCAUCAAGGGUACGACGUCUCUAUCCUAUUGGUCAACAGUAGGAUGAAUGGACUCUACAAUCUGUGGACAAAGAGAAUCAGAAUAUUCUGUCAUGGACUGAACCCUGCUAACUGCUCAUAUAUAUGUAUCCAAAUAAUGUGUCUGUCUGCCUUGAUCAGGAAUAUGGAACAAUAUGUCUGAAGAUGAUGAUGGUUAUUGUCCUUCAAGAGGACAUGGCUGUUGGCGUAAACCCUGCAGGUUGUAAAUGGUAACAACACAUUGCAUUAACACAGCUCAUAUCCUCACUAGCACAUCACAUUAAACUUACAUUGUGUUUUGGUAUCUCCUCUAACAUGGACCAUCCACCUGGCUGCUAAACAUAGAGAUAGAUAGAGGACUCAUCUUUAGAUCUGUGUCAUUAUAGCGUCUGACAGCAUGGGCAGCACCAUUGAGGCUACAACCCAUAGUCAAGUAGUCAACUGGGUGGGGAUUCCUAUUUUAAAAUGGUGGAUGAUGGCAAUGCCCAAGCUAAAAUGGGUUAUACCCAUGAUGAGUCCUCUAACUCUAUCUAUGGUGCUAAAUGACAGCAGCCAUUUUGUGCCAGAAGAACCUGAAUGGAAUCCAGUGAGCAUUUCUGAGGUGGGAUAAUUCAGAGUAUUCUGCUGUAUAAGGAGAGCUAUCAUCAAGUCAAUGUUUUGUACAGGAUCAUGACUCUGUUGAUGGAUGAAGUAGAACUGUCAUUAAUGUGACAUUAUGUUUGUUUGUUCUAGUUCUCCCAGCUAUGAACACAUGAGAAACCAGCACACAUUCCUCUUAUGUUAAAGGGAUCAUUUGCUUCAACAGGUUGUGUCAGACAUUAUUGUUAAAAACUGACUGACUAGUGGAGAGCUCAAAUUUGAUUAAUCUGUUUUGAAGGUGACAUUGUAUACAUUUGUAAAAUAUCUACAGGCUUCAAUCAGGGGACAAA
Messenger RNA from Salvelinus sp. IW2-2015, 1366 nucleotides. Its product is annotated as exportin-5-like. NCBI's taxonomy places the organism in Eukaryota, Metazoa, Chordata, Actinopteri, Salmoniformes, Salmonidae. The record is from RefSeq and is a predicted model, not a curated record.